Messenger RNA from Poecilia reticulata (guppy), 4995 nucleotides. Its product is annotated as sphingosine kinase 1. Gene Ontology annotation, cellular component: cytoplasm; intracellular membrane-bounded organelle; membrane. Lineage: Eukaryota; Metazoa; Chordata; Actinopteri; Cyprinodontiformes; Poeciliidae. Gene Ontology annotation, biological process: negative regulation of apoptotic process; cellular response to growth factor stimulus; phosphorylation. The record is from RefSeq and is a predicted model, not a curated record.
UCAAUUUCAUACAGUAUAAAACUUAAAGUUGAACAUCAACUGCAGGUGUUGUCUGGUAAAUUCUUUGCGAAAACAAGCGUAUUCUUCAGUCAGUGAAGCAACUCACAGUGGGCACAAUCGCGAUACUUCAAAAUAAAAUUACUCAGGUAAACGUAAAGCGUACUACAGUGUGGUUAAAAAAAUCCUUAAAGUACAUUCUUUUCUCAAAACUACUCAACUACUCAUGUUAUUAUAACACAUUACUACCCAAUUCGGGCACUAUGUUUUAUAUCAACAUUGAAUUUCUGGUUUCUCGCAGAUACGUUUAAAAGGGGGCUCUUAUUUUGAAAUCUAACCGGAUCUAAAGGGUUUUAUUCUGUGUUUCUUGACAAAGGUCCGGGCAGUGGGAGGCUGUCAGUCGCAGUCUCCACUCUGCCCGCAUCAUUUUCAGUAAUGUGACAGCGCAGCCGGAGCUGUGUCCCGGUCCGGAUCCCGUCCGCGUCUCACUCUCUGACAUCCGCUCAGGAUGGAUCAGAGGAGAGCCGAAUCCGACUUCCCACCCGCUUCCCCUCCAAUCACGUUAUACGGAGAAUUUACCCAAAACAGUAACCGGAGAGGCAGGUGGGCUGUAAACCUGACCGAGAAGGACCUCGUCGUCCAGAGGCUCGCGUCGGCACCUGUCGGCCGGAACAAAGUGGUGCUGAGUCUGAGGGACUGCGUCGGCUGCCGGGCUUACCGGGAGGAUGACAAGGCGGACCCGUCGGCGUACUUUGCAGCAUACUUUUACCCACUGAGGAAGCGCCGCUGGAUGACUUCUGCUCCGUCGCGGCAGCGCGUGGAGCAGUGCUUUCGGCUAGCGGCGCUCCAGGACCCGCACGCGAACCUGGAGGAGGCAGAGAAGUGGGCUCGCGCCGUUCGAGAACGCUCUGCCCGGCAACAGCGCCUUAGGGACGGUGUGUUGCUGAACUCGUUGCCCCAUCCUUGCCGGAUCUUGCUGUUUGUGAACCCGCAGAGCGGGAAAGGACAAGCCCUCACCUUGUAUAACAGCCACAUCCAGCGGAUGCUCAAUGAGGCGGGAGUCAUCCAUAAACUCAUUAUCACUGAGAGGCAGAAUCACGCCCGGGAGCUGGUGAAAGACGUUGACCUGUCACAGUGGGACGCUUUAGUCAUCAUGUCAGGAGACGGACUGCUGCACGAGGUGAUAAAUGGUCUGCUGGAAAGGCCAGACUGGGAGGAGGCCGUCCGCACUCCGCUGGGUAUCCUUCCUGGAGGUUCAGGCAACGCCUUGGCUGCAUCUGUGCAUUACUACUCUGGCGUCUCUCAGGUCACAGGUGAGGAGCUGCUGGUCAGCUGUGGUUUCCUGCUCUGCAGAGGACUGGUGUCCCACAUGGACCUGGUCUCCCUCCACCUUUCCUCCGGCCAGCGCCUCUUCUCCUUCCUCUCCCUGGCCUGGGGCUUUGUGGCCGACGUCGACGUGGAGAGCGAGAAGUAUCGCCACGCCGGAGCCGCCCGGUUCACCGUCGGCACGCUGGUGAGGCUGGCGUCUCUCCGCAUCUACAAGGGUAAGCUGGCUUACCUCCCCGCCAGCAGGGGGCGCCACACGGACAAGAGUCUGCAGAAUGGAGCGGCGGCAUGCUGCAGAAAUCCCGCCUCCUGUUUGACUCAAACUUUGGAAGAUGACUUCCCAAAUAACACCUGCCACUCCAACAACUCCCUGAAGCUGCGGAGGUCAGAGGGCAGAUCGCCUAGAAGUGCCGCCAAAGCCCUCCCCGGGCCUCCCGACGCCCUGCUGCCGCCUCUGGAUCAGCCGCCGCCGUCCGACUGGGUGCUGGUGCCGGAGGAAGACUUUGUCCUCAUGCUGGCCAUGCAUCAGUCCCACCUGGCCGAGGACCUCCUGGCGGCGCCCGACGCCCGCCUGGCCGACGGAUUCAUCCAUCUCUUCUACGUCACAGCGGGGAUUUCUCGCAGCGCGUUGCUCCGACUGUUUCUGGCCAUGGAGAAGGGCGCACAUCUGGACACAAACUGCCAGCAUCUGGUGCACGCGAAGGUGCGGGCGCUCAGGCUGGAGCCGGGCGCCGGGAAAGGGAUCAUAACGGUGGACGGGGAGGUGGUGGAGUACGGUCCGAUUCAGGUCGAGGUGCACGCAGGCCUGGGGAGGGUGAUCAGCGGAUGAGAGGAACAAAAACUCCAAGUCUUACCAGUUUGUUUUUUUUUAUCUAGUUUUGAGUGCAAAUAUCUUAGGCUACGUUUACAAGAGACAACUGCCGGUAUUUUCAGAUGUUAAUUGUGUCGCCAAAACGCCUUGAGUCAGCAGCUGUAGUUGUCAUGUCAGGCCACUAGAUGGCGCCGUGAUGUUAGCAUGUUGUCAGUGCGCAUGUGCUGCUUAGCUUCCACCUCUUUAUCAGAACUUAUGUUAAGUUGAACAGAUUCAGUAGAAAAACAGCACAAGGCUGUCCGCCAUUGCUCUGGGUUUUAUCUGCAUGCACAGAAUAAUACAGCGGCACAUCAGGGUCAUUGUAGAUCGAACAAAUUCAUACAUUCUACUAAUUUCAGAAAUUUACUAGAAAAAACUUAGCAAAGUUGAAAUUCAAACUUUGAGAUUAAUCUUAAAAUUUUUGUUUUUUCUAGAAAUGUUUCAACUAUUUGAACUCAGAAAGUUCAAAUAGUGAUUAAUUUCAAACUGAGAUUUGUCCAUGUUUCUUUCUAGAAAAUUUCUGAGAUUGAUCUCAAAAUUUCUACAUGCUUUCUAGCUAUUUUUAUUUACUUUUAAACGUCAGAAAUUAUGUGAUAUAUCUCAGAAAUAUUCUAUAAAAAACAUGGGCAUUUCUGAGUUUCAAAAGUCAAAAAUUGACUUCUCAAACUCAAAAAUGUUCAUGUUUCUUCCAAAUAAUUUCUGAGAUAUAUCUCAAAAUUUCUGAGUUUUUGUAGCAAAUCCACAAAAAUUUCUACGUUUUUUUCUAGAUAAUUUCUAGAAAAAUUAUCUUUUUUAGUGGAAAUUGAAUUCCUUUAUUCUACCUACAAUGCCUCCAAUACACCAUCAUAUAAAAACGCUACAGCUGCGUGUUCUGCGCAUACACCUGCAGAAAACUUCACGGCUCAGCAGGAUGUUAAAGUGAAAUUUCACUGGUUUCUGGGGUAUAAACGCGCGACUGGAUUGAAACAAAUACGCUUCGCUUUAACCGAGGAGCGACUCUGUGCUUGAAAUAAGACAAAAUGAACUUACAAGUAAAUUAUCAACAAGAUCUAGGCGCUUGUUAUAAGUGAAUAAUUCCUUAAUAUUGAUUUAAAUUAAAUUUUGUUCAACUAGCGGAUUAUUUGACUUCUUUUCCUGAAGUGAAAUAAUCUAAUUGUAGUCAACGAUUUUACAGAAGAGCAAUUAAUUCAACAUGUUUAAAUGAUACACAACGUUUUAUGAACUGUGUGAUGAAGAAAGCUCUACACAUUGUCCGAAAUAUUUUUUUUUUAAAAAAACAUCAUCCUCCUACUUCUUACUGUCUUUUCUUCUUCGUGGUUUUCGCCAGUAUAACGUCCGGCUGUUGAUCACAUGACUCGUGUGACGUGAAUAUUUAGAAAAUACGGCAGAAAAUGAUGCUGGCAUGAAACGCUUUUUUUCGAAUCGAAAAAAGUGCGUUUUUGUUUUGAUUUGUGUUUUAAUUAGAGUGUUUCUAUUAAGAUUAUUUUUGUUUGUAUUUCAAUUUUAUGGUUAAUAGAAACGCGGCUUUGUUACAGUCGUUAGCAAUUAGGUCAAGUUUAAAAUCUAAAGAUGCUUUUUACCAGGCAAGCCGCUGUAAUGUCAGACUGUUAGCAGGACUAAACAGUCCCUCAUUAAUCUACACUCAUCCAUCAUCCUGCCUCACUGUUCUGAGCCAAGCUUUAUGAAUUAUUAAUGAGUCUAUUUAUUUAAUAUUAAACACUCGGCCGCUCAGUCUGGCGGCGCCACCGGAGCUAAAACCCAAAACAGACGCAGGCGAAUCGUGUGCGCCGCUACUCUGCGGUGGCUCAGUUCAAGAUUACGCAACAGCAGAGGAUUAGUUUGGUGUUUAUCGGUGCUCUGCAGGACAAUGCCGGAUGCGUGUGUGAGAAUGUGCCUCGAACACUCAGUCAAACCCAGAAGAUUCUGCUUUAACCGGGCAAAUCGCUGCUCCAGGUCGCGGUUUAGUCUCCGCAGACAGGAAACAGCGGCUCCAGAGUAUUGAACCAAACUCCGGCACCUGUCCUGAUAGAUUGUUGUUGUUUUUUAAAGUGUGUUUCGUUGCGCUGCUGCAUCCUCCCUCCAUCUUUCCAGCACCAAUAUGUUCGUCUCUGCUGGACGCCACACACUCUCCAUCUUUACCAACGUGUCUUUAACAUUAAACUGUGAAAGUUAGAGAUGCAUAAACAUUAUUAUUUUUAACCAUGUGGAAACACUGAGGAGCCUUAAAAUAGGCACUGAUUGUAGCAGGUUGGCCAGAUGGCGACGAUUUCUUUUUACAACUAAAUCUGAUUUUCAUUACAUUUUCCUUGUUUUCUUUUCUUAAAAAAAAAAAGUCAAAAAAGUGGCUUUUAUUUCAGUCAUUCCUUCUCUGUUUUAUACUACUGAGUAUUAGGACCAGGCUUUGAUAAUGUGUUUAAUUACGAGAAUAAUGUCAGUUCACUGAAUAAAGCCUUAAUUUUACAUGAAAAUACCAGAAACAACUUCAAUAUGACGUGACCAGUCUGCAGUUUUCUUCAAAAUAAGACUCAGUUCUUUACACGAUCCUUUCAAAGUCCUGAUCAUUUGAUUCUGAUGUGUUAAAAAAUGAAGUAGCUACUUCCUCAUCUGUAAGUAUAUAAACAGCAUUCCUCGUUUUAUUUUUUGUAGGGGAGUUCUAAAAGAAUUACGACUUUAUUCUCCUAAUAUUAUGACUUUUUCUCGUAACUGAAAAAUAAAAACUUAAAAGUCCAACUAAAUAGAAGCUGUAAAACAAGAUGGCGGCUCUAGCUAAGCUGACGUCACUCCGAAAUACGGAAACCCAAAGAGCUUGUUGAUGAGGGGGG